Molecule: messenger RNA, 3009 nt
Organism: Herpailurus yagouaroundi (jaguarundi)
Lineage: Eukaryota; Metazoa; Chordata; Mammalia; Carnivora; Felidae
Gene: PAQR7
Product: progestin and adipoQ receptor family member 7
Exons: 4
Coding region: 956-2002 (348 amino acids)
Biological process (GO): response to steroid hormone
Cellular component (GO): plasma membrane
Molecular function (GO): steroid binding; nuclear steroid receptor activity
Source: RefSeq, a predicted model, not a curated record
GGGCCGCGGUCCGAGCCGGCCGGCCUCGCCGCUCCGCUCCGCUCCGCUCCGCCGCAGGUACUUAUGGGACUUUUUGACCGUGUGUGUCGGGUAGAGGCCAGGAGGAACUGGGGCAAGACUUGGUUGAGAAGCUAGGGGGACAGAAGCCAGUCAAGUUUUCCUGACACCCAUCAACCAGGCCCUGGUCACCUGGUCUCAGCCCAGCUUUGCCUGCCUUGCCGUGUGAUCUUGGGUAAGUCAUGACUUUGUAGCCAGCCACUGGGUUUUCCCAGAUGUUUCCUGUGGAGGCUAAUGCUGAGCUUCCUUGUGCAGCCGUGGCCUGGCUAGGAGGGCAGUGGUUAGCCUGGAUUUGACCAAUGUGGGAAUGGUGUUGGGGAGGGGAAGGGAGAGGUGGAGGUUGUCUUUAGCCCCACCCUCUGGUGACAUCACACAAGACAACCUCCAGUCCCUGGAAGCCCCGCGCUUAGUGACCCUCACCUGUGGAAGUACCGCAGGUGCUUGGCAUCUGGAGAAUUUGCCCAGUCCCACAGCAGAAUCCAUCGGCCCCCAGGCUCGAGAAAAUUCCCUAGAUGAACACAGAUGGCGGCAUGAACACAGGAGGAAACAGCAGGGGCUGCUGUGUGGAGCCUGGACUGGGGUGGAAAUGGCUGAGGUAGUGAGCCUCCUUAAUUAUUCCUCGGAAAUUUACUGAACAUCUACUACAUGCCAGGCACUGUUCGAGGCACAUGGGAUACAUCGGGGAGUACAGUCACGGGAUCCUCGCUGAGCUAGCUCUUCCUUAGGACGACUCCUCUCUUCUGAAACUCAGUGUGGGGACAAGGGGGCAGGAAGGAGGGACUAAGAACUGGGCUUCCGAGCCUCCCAGCUGCUGCUGGUGGUGCCAUCAAGGGUCGAGGACACCAGUGUCCUGACUUUGCUCUGGCCUCUCUCCCAGCUCCCUGCCUGGCCCACAGCCAUGGCCACGAUGGUGGCCCAGAAGCUCAGCCAUCUCCUGCCCAGUUUGCGGCAGGCCCACCAGGAGCCUCGGCCGUCUAGGCGGCCAGAGCCCGUGUUCACAGUGGACCGUGCCGAAGUGCCACCGCUCUUCUGGAAGCCGUACAUCUACGUGGGCUACCGGCCGCUGCAUCAGACCUGGCACUUCUACUUCCGCACGCUGUUCCAGCAGCACAACGAGGCGGUGAACGUGUGGACCCACCUGCUGGCAGCCGUCGUGCUGCUGCUGCGGCUGGCCGUCUUCGUGGGGACCGUGGGCAUCUGGGGAGACCCGCACGCGCUGCCCCUCUUCAUCCUCCUCCUCGCAUCCUUCACCUACCUCUCCUUCAGCGCCUUGGCUCACCUCCUGCAGGCCAAGUCCGAGUUCUGGCAUUACAGUUUCUUCUUCCUGGACUACGUGGGCGUGGCCGUGUACCAGUUCGGCAGCGCCCUGGCACACUUCUACUACGCCAUCGAGCCUGCCUGGCACGCCCAGGUGCAGGCCGUCUUCCUGCCCGUGGCCGCCUUUCUCGCCUGGCUUUCUUGCACUGGCUCCUGCUACAACAAGUACAUCCAGAAGCCUGGCCUGCUGGGCCGCACUUGCCAGGAGGUGCCCUCAGCGCUGGCCUACGCGCUGGACAUCAGCCCCGUGGUGCAUCGCAUCGUGGUGUCCCCUGACCCUACCUCAGACGACCCGGCUCUUCUCUACCACAAGUGCCAGGUGGUCUUCUUCCUGCUGGCCGCCGCUUUCUUCUCCACCUUCAUGCCUGAGCGCUGGUUUCCUGGCAGCUGCCACGUCUUCGGGCAGGGCCACCAGCUCUUCCAUGUCUUCCUGGUGCUGUGCACGCUGGCCCAGCUGGAGGCCGUGGCACUGGACUACGAGGCCCGGCGGCCCAUCUAUGAGCCUCUGCAUACCCGCUGGCCCCACAACUUCUCUGGCCUCUUUCUGCUCACCGUGGGCAGCAGUGUCCUGACCGCGUUCCUCCUGAGCCAGCUGGUACGGCACAGACUCAACCGGAAGGCCCAGUGAAUGGCGGGGGCGGGCGGGGGGGGGCAGCUGGGAGGGAGGGAGGGAGGUGUAGUGGGGGCCCAGGGGUCCGGGCUUGGCUCCAGAUGGGAACAAGGCCUGGUAACGUUGUUUGUGUCUGGCGUUCGGUGACUUUCUGUGUAUGCCUCAGCUGCCAGGGGCGGUGAUGGCCAGUCCUUGGAUUUGGGGAUUGGCCGCGAGCUGCUGGGGUUCACCGCUUGGGCCUGCCCUGGGAGAGGAAAAGAGAGAAAAAUGUGGGCCACCUUGGCCUGCCUCCCCCCAUUGCCUCUCGCUAGGGAUGAGGAUUGGGGGUCAGCUGGGCCCAGGACCUUGGUUUGGAGCUUCCAGAUGAUCUGAGAGGGAGUGACAGUGGAAUUCAGGCCAGAGUCUGCUUUGAUCUGAAAGGCAGAAGAGGGCUCAGCAAACCCCCUCUACCCAGAUGUCAUUGGUGGAUAGGAAAGGGGGAGGCUCCUAAUGUGUGUAGCCUACUCUUACCAUUCUUUGACCUCCAGCCUGGAGCUUUAGAGUUCCAGGAAGUCCCCAAAGAUAGAAGAUUGUGUUAAGUGGAAAUGGAUCCCAUCAGUGCCCCAUACCUCUUCAGUCCUCUCCCCACCCGGUGAGCCCCCAGCCUUUCUAGUUCCGGCCUUGAUGUCCUGCAUAUCCUGUUCCCAGCCUGUCUCCUGGUUUCCAUGAUCACCGUUCAGUUAUGCUUUCAGUGUUUCCUGGGCCUCUGCUCAGAGGCAGGCCACCAGCUGGCCUGUGGAUCCAUGCAGGAUGAUAAAAGCUUUCACAUCAGAAUGGCCUGUCAGGGGAAGCACUGAGGAGGGGAAUAAUCAGUGCUGCCUGUGACCCUCAAGGUCUUGGGUUGGAAAGGGUGAAUGGAGAAGUGCAUUCCUGGUAGAGGAAAAACCUAUACAAAGGCCUUCCUUUGUACGGAAGGAGGAGUUCAGUGGGGCUGGACUUAGGGGUGGUCUGAACUCUGAUGCAAUAAAGUAACUGUGAUAACACCA